Messenger RNA from Procambarus clarkii (red swamp crayfish), 2762 nucleotides. The record is from RefSeq and is a predicted model, not a curated record. NCBI's taxonomy places the organism in Eukaryota, Metazoa, Arthropoda, Malacostraca, Decapoda, Cambaridae.
UGGAUAUAUAUAUAAAAUUGUCAUUUUCUCCUUUAUUACAGCCAGAAUGUCUGACGGAGUUGACGGCUUCCGAAGAGAGCUACGAAGAGAGUUGAAGAGGCUGUAGAGGCAUGAUAGAGGAGACUUGGUGAGGCGCAACGCUUCCUACAAGAUGGCGCUCGAGCUGCCUUAUCGAACUCAGACUCUGUAGUUGAUGAUGACUGCUGGAGAGCCUUCUCCAUCUGCUGCAGAGGCGGCGCUACACGCGUGGCUCUCACUAGAGCCCCAUCAGGUCACCCAGGCUUCGGAACCCGCGAUAUCCAGAGACGAUGUUCGCCAGAUAUCUGGUGGAGGUGAGGGUGGAGGCGCAACUGUGGCCGAAACCGGGCCCUAUUCUCUACUCUAUCCUGAAGCAGAUCAGGGAAAAGGGGUCAAGAAUCUGACAGAGAAUAGUGUGCAUAGAAUGCUAGGAUUGGUGUACAGGGAAGCCACCGCUGGCUAUUUCAGUGACUUGCGUAGUGUCAAUAGAAGUGAAGAUGCCACACAUAGUGGUGAGAGGGAAGGGUCCAGCAACCAAUCCGUGAGUGCCUACAACUUUACUUCGAGUAAAGACCUUAGUAGUUUGUUAAGCGAAGACGCGAUGGAUAACGCGACCAGCUCUGAUGGGGACGGAGCUCGUAGCCACAUCAUCGGCGUCCUGAUGGGCUCUGCAUCACCCACAAUAGAUCAGGACGAGUCAACUGCCUCGAAAAAUUCUUCGUCCAUGAUUAAAGAGGCUCUAUCGUUUACGCUAGAAGCAGGAGAAGAGACGCUAGGUUCUCCGCAGGACCAGGGACUUCAGAGACUGAUGGGGGGCUCUGAUUGGCCCUAUCUAUCGGCCCUGACGCAUAAUCUGAGUUACCAUCAUCCCAGCGUCUCAGCUAACUUGGCGAACGUCACCCAUGGCAGGGAGCCGCUCUUCGCAGACUAUCCUCCACAUCUCUUAGACUUCGCGGUGUUCUGCUGCGUUCUGUUCAUCGUUCUGGGUGUCCCCGGUAACCUGAUCACCAUCAUUGCCCUCGUCAAGUGUAAAAAGGUCCACAACGCUACCGCUGUCUUCAUCAUCAACCUGACGCUCUCCGAUCUGAUGUUCGGGGUGUUCAACCUGCCUCUUGCUGCCUCGUUGUUUGGGCAUAGAGCCUGGGUACAUACGGGCUUCCUGUGCCUACUCUUCCCUAUCCUGCGCUAUGGGCUGGUGGCAGUAUCUGUCUUCACCGUUCUGGCUAUCACUAUCAAUCGUUAUGUUAUGAUUGCUCAUCCCAGACUGUACCACAGGCUGUACACUCGGACGUGGUUGGCUAUCAUGGUCGUGGCGACGUGGAUAGGUGCCUUUGGAGCCCUGGUGCCUACGCUGCUAGAAUUCUGGGGCACCUUUGGCCUGGACCCGGCGAUUGGCUCCUGCACCAUCUUACCCGAUCGGGACGGAAACUCGCCCAAGGAGUUUCUCUUCGUCUUCGCCUUUGUGCUGCCCUGUGUGGCCAUCUGCGUCUGCUACGCCCGCAUCUUCUGCAUCGUGCAUAGAGCGGAUAAGAAGAGCCACAGCCACAGUCAGCAUUUUCUCAAGGUUAACGGCAAGCGUCACAAAAAUGUUGCUUCGCCUUGUACGGCUGAUCCACCGACGUUGCAGACCCUUCAUGCAACUCCGCUACACGAUCGUCUCCAGCUUGAGACGCUCGUCAAGCUCUCCACCAGCAGUAAUUCCGUUAAGGUGGAGAUAGUUGAACCACAGGAGGAGUCUCAGAAAAAUGAGGAGAGCUCGUUAGACGGUAAUGGAAGGGGGGGCUGUGGGAGCAAGGAAGGCACGCGGACGCCAUCUCCUGAAACCACUCCUGCAGGAAUGACCACUGACGCCAGUUCGUUGCUGAAGACGGAAGCCAAUGGCUUUUCCGGUCAUUCUUCAAACGAGGGAGUUGGCGCCUCGUCAGCGGCCUGCUCUCCUAUCCGGAUAAGUCCUCCAACGGCGCCUGAAUCUCCCGCUUCAGUGAAGUCGGAUAGAAAAAUAAGUACCAACAUCGAGAGACGGCCGUCCACUAUAUCCGGUCGUGGUGGCACUUUCAGCCACCUCCGUGGCACUUUCCGAAGGACACGCGCCGGUUCCUUCAUUGCCAGACAACCUACAUUGAGUGCCAAGGACCGGCGUCUCCUCAAGAUGAUCCUAGUGAUCUUCUUGUCAUUCGUAGCGUGUUAUCUACCCAUCACGCUCGUCAAGACCUUCAGUAAGGAUGACAACCCCGUGCUAAACAUCCUGGGUCUCCUCCUUAUCUAUCUAACCACCUGUAUCAAUCCUAUCAUCUACGUGGUGAUGUCUUCGGAGUACCGUCAAGCCUACGUCAGCCUCCUGACCUGCAAGCGUGACCACGAUCCCGCUAAUCGCUCCGUCACUAAAAUUUCCUGAAAGCGGUCCAAGCCGCCUAUGGUAUUAUCUCAGCCUCUCAAGACAUCGAAAUGCGUCAUAACAGUGUCUCCAGCUGAGUAGACUUCGUUACCAACCAGGUGGCGCUCUGUGUUUAACAUUUCAUCCAAAUCAUUCACUAAGAACAUUUAUGAGUGUUAAUAAGCAACAAAAGUUAUGGUUAUAUUCAGCGCUUUUUUGUGUGUGUACACACACACAAGUUUUACAAUAUUUCACGUUGUGUUAAAGCCAGUGUUUGCAGGCGAUGAGUCACAAUAACGUGGCUAAAGUAUGUUGACCUGACCACACACUAGAAAGGUGAAGGGAUGACGACGUUUCGGUCCGUCUUGGA